CGAUUGUGAGAUCAUAUAAUUCCCAGCUUUCAGCUUUGUUUUGAAAAUUUUUUAUUCGGUUUUUCAGUAUGACAUGUCUCUUCAUAAGGAAUAUUAUUUGAUUAAUUUGCUGCUUUUGUUGGCAAAGUUUAGUCUUCAUAAAUAUGCAAAACGGUCAAUAAGUUUGUCCUGGUCUAUGCAACCAAAGAUAUGCCUUUCAGCUGACAUGACAGCCAAGUGAUGGAGCCUGUUUUGACCCAUUGUUCCCCUGAGCCAGGUGUGGAGGCAACAUAGUGCACUAAAUGACAUUCACAGCUACAACUACUGACAGGACUGGCUCCGGUCCGCCCAGGGAGGAGCAGCUGUCGUCCGCCAGAGGGUGGAGGAGUGAUCAAGGACAAGGCGACGGCGUGUCUGGGAACUGGUGAGCAAUUUUUCCCAGAAAAGAGGGGGGGAUGUACAUCAUGCCGGGGGUUCCCCGGCCUGAGGCAAAGGAGUGAGGAGUGUGACGAGGAGGAGGGUGGGGCCGGGCCGUGACUAUGCAUGCCUGGCCCCCAAUUGGGCUAAUCAGCCGAGGAGGGGGAUAAGUGCAGCGGAAUGCGGCAGUUCGGGAGAGAGAGCCACAUGCAGCUGCAGUGUCCUGUUCUGCAAGGAUAUUUCAGAAGUUCUUGCUCUUGGAGAGUCCAGACAGGCACUGAGUUUGAGCAAGUACCAAUAAAUCUCAUCAAGGAUGGUGGGCAACAGCUCACAGAUCAGUUUAAAGCAUUUAAUCCAAUGCAGCAAGUGUCCACUGAUGGCAUCACCUUGUCUCACUCGGAAACUUGGCCAGGGCCCUGCCUCCUGCCUGCAGACCCAAAGCAGCAUGCUCAGGUCCGCAUGAUCUGUGACAUCAUCGCCUCUGGGAUCGAGCCCCUCCAGAACCUGUAUGUGAUUCAGAAAAUUGGAGCAGAGAAGGUACAGUGGGCUCAACAUUUCAUCAACAGAGGAUUUGAAGGCGAGUUUUUAACUAAUGACACCUUUGGUCUUUUCAAUACAGUGCAGUUACAUUUUGCUUUUAUCUUAGUUCUGCCAUAACUAAUUUUUCUAUACUCAGUGACAACAUUUAUAUGCACAUUUUGAUUCUGGAUAUGCCUUUAUUCAGAAAGCGACAUUUACAUGCUUCAAAACUAUUGGAAUAUUCCUGUACACAUGUAAUCAGCAUAUUGUGAAUAAACUAAGGGUGCAUCUCAAUCUGCUCCGUAUGUCGUGAAUCAGUAUAUCGUGAACAAAUUGGAGCACUGGCAAAGGUUGUUUAUCUACUGAACAUUGAGACGCUUAUGACUCAGUCGCCCCUGACAUGAUUAGCCACGAGCUGGCGCAUUAAAACACAGCUGGUAUUAAUCAACAACAUCGCUGUAUAAAUGACAGACUCGUACAUUUUCAAUUUAGAUAUUCAAAUGUACAGUGUUAUAUGAAAGAUAAAUGACAUAAAUACAAAUAAAAAAAAGGAGUGUAUUUUUUUAUUAUUAUUAUUUUAUCCCCUUUUCUCCCAAUUUUGGAAUGCCCAAUUCCCACUACUUACUAGGUCCUUGUGGUGGCGCUGUUACUCACCUCAAUCCGGGUGGCGGAGGACAAGUCUCAGUUGUCUCCGCUUCUGAGACCGGCAAGCCACGCAUCUUAUCAUGUGGCUCGCUAUGCAUGACGCUGCAGAGACUCCCAGCAUAUGGAGGCUCAUGCUACUCUCCGCGACCACGCACAAAUUACCACGUGCCCCAUUGAGAGUGAGAACCACUAAUCGCGACCACGAGGAGGUUACCCCAUGUGACUCUACCCUCCCUUGCAACCAGGCCAAUUUGGUUGCUUAGGAGACCUGGCUGAAGUCACUGGCUGGAUUCAAACUCGUGACUCCAGGGGUGGUAAUCAGUGCCAAUGCUCGCUGAGCUACCCAGGCCCCAAGGAGUGUAUUUUUAAACUUCUAACAACUAUUUAGAAAAUUGUUUCUUUCAUGGUCAUUAUGGAUGAAAGACAAUACAAUCAUCUCUUUUAAAGAAAAAAAUAAAGCUUAGUCUUCUAACAACUUGCAAGACUUCAGAAAACCUUACGGCGUUUCUAGUAACAGAACAUAGUAAGCAACAAAGCUCCCUGGUUAUUACAGUGCAUUCUGGGAAAUUUUAGGGAGCGAACAUUUCAGUGCACUGGAUUGAUUUUGCGGUUGAGACAGCCCCUAGAAAUGGCCGACUCCCUGAUCAGUGAACUUGGUAGCUGAUUCAGAUUCACCCUAAGACAUGCGUGUUCGUUUCCUGCUAUUCUCUUCUGGAAAUACUUGAGAAGCUCGCUCUUCCUUUUUAUUACGCUGUAUUUUCUUUUCAAAUAUUGCCAUUUUCUGAUUAAUAGAGAAAUAUUGACGUGCAUGUAAACAGUCGUUGUAAUAUUAACUCUCCUCAUCAUAUGUAAUUGCUGUGCAAGUGAAUUUUAUUGUGUCUGUUUUGAAGCCCUGGAGCCAAUCCUAAAACACACGGCAGCGAUGUCCUGUGUAGGUGAUGAGGUAAUAAGUGGAGUACCAUAGAGUAUUUCCUAAUCACAGUUUAUGUUAUGUGGAAAUGUAGUUACAUUUCUACACUGUGUUCCUUAUAGAUAUCCAUGGCAGAUAUUUGUCUUGUGUCCUAAGUCUACAAUGCUGAAAGAUAAUUCUUUAAAGCUUUCUGCACUUGUUUUCAACAUCACAGCGUUCUGCAAAAUGCACCUUAAAGGGAUAGCUCACCUAAUUUCCUUACCCAUUUGUCAUUCCAAACCUGUGUAACUUUCUCUUUCUGUUGUACACAUAAGUAGUUUGGCAAAAUAUGUUAGCAAUCAUUUUUAUUGCAUCUAUUUUUCUGUACAAUGAAAGUGAAUGGUGACUGAGGCUCUCAUUCUGUCUGACAUCUACUUUUGUGUUCUACUUAAAGUAAGUCAUAUGGGUUGGGAACAACAUGAGGUUAAGUAAAUGACAGAAUUUCCAUUUUUAGGUGAACUAUGCCUUUAAAUGUUAACUUAUCUACUGUCCUUUUCCAAAGGUUCAAGGUAAAUAUGACCCCAUUCCCUACUAUCAAAAGGCUGAACCAGACCUUACUUGAGAUUGAGGCCUUCAAAGUGAGACAUCCAUCUUGUCAGCCUGAUACCCCUGAUGACAUGCGAGCAUAAUUUUGUAAAGAUCAUUAUUGAAAUUAAUAAAAUUCUUGGUACGAAUUUGCACCAGACUCCUCAUUAAAAAAGUUAAGACAGUUUAGUUUGUUUUUGUAAACUACUGCAUUUAUUGUGGUGAUGAAAAGAUUGUAAUCGCAUUUUGCAACUUUCAGAGAUUUGUGAACAUGCUAUACAUCUCAGUGUCAAAGGAAAAUUUCUGUGGCAUGGAAACAUACAAAGUGGACAAAAAUAAAAAAAAGUAUAAAAUACGUGCAAAAUUAAAUAAAACAUUUAUUGCACAAAAAUACAUUGAGUUUGCCAUUAAUCUCUGAAUGUGCUAAAUACAAACCUGAAAUAAAUGUAAAUGAGAAUGAAUGCUUUGCUUGCUUUUAAGGUAAUCAAUAUAAAAACAGUAGCUGUAAGACAGCUGUUAACGCUAAAACUGCAACAAUGCAACCUUAAAAAAAAAAACAAUUUAAGAUACGUGCUUUUGCAUUCCAAUUCCGCCAUUGAGAAUCCCAUAGAAGAAUUUUUGGUUCCAAAACAUUUUUAGUUCUACAUAAA
Messenger RNA from Myxocyprinus asiaticus (Chinese sucker), 3684 nucleotides. RefSeq names its product maleylacetoacetate isomerase-like. Gene Ontology annotation, biological process: L-phenylalanine catabolic process; glutathione metabolic process. The record is from RefSeq and is a predicted model, not a curated record. Gene Ontology annotation, molecular function: maleylacetoacetate isomerase activity; glutathione transferase activity. The transcript is spliced from 8 exons. The coding region runs from base 577 to 1053 and encodes 158 amino acids. Lineage: Eukaryota; Metazoa; Chordata; Actinopteri; Cypriniformes; Catostomidae. Gene Ontology annotation, cellular component: mitochondrion.